This is a messenger RNA of Camponotus floridanus (Florida carpenter ant), 1063 nucleotides long. RefSeq names its product carbonic anhydrase 1-like. Lineage: Eukaryota; Metazoa; Arthropoda; Insecta; Hymenoptera; Formicidae. The record is from RefSeq and is a predicted model, not a curated record. The coding region runs from base 1 to 942 and encodes 313 amino acids. Gene Ontology annotation, cellular component: cytoplasm. The transcript is spliced from 5 exons. Gene Ontology annotation, molecular function: carbonate dehydratase activity; zinc ion binding.
AUGUUAGACUUUUCGUUAACGGAAUGUAUGAUUGUGUGUAGCAGCGUUCUUCUCAUAAUUUUAUUUUUGAAUGACAUUUGGAACUGGACACAAUUAUUCUCAUGUACGGAGAACCGAACGGAUUAUGUGGAUUACCGUACACCCGCUUUCUCAUUUGGAUACGCUCAUCAGAACGGUCCUCAUACUUGGAAGGACUUAUAUCCCGCAAGCACCGGUAGCAAUCAAUCGCCAAUCAAUAUUAUCACCAGGCUCGCUGUAGUGAUGCAACCAUCUGAACCACUUCUAUGGAGCAAUUAUAAUAACGGACCUUUAUCGAUGACUAUCGCAAACAGUGGUCAUACUGUGAUAUUCCAAGGAUCUUGGACCAGUACUACGUGGCCGCAGCUUAAAGGAGGACCUUUGACCGAUACAUAUGAUUUCUCUCAUGUUCUCUUCCACUGGGGUCCGUCAAACGAAGAAGGCAGUGAACACACAUUAGAUUAUGUUCGUUAUCCUAUGGAGCUACAAAUUGUUCAUAGAAAACGUGGAAUUAAAUCAUUGUUGGAGGCAAUUGCUCUCGGAGCGAAAGACGGACUAGCGAUUGUUUCAUUUUUCCUUCAAAUAAAUUAUGCGGAUAAUCCUUAUUUGGAUCACAUUGUGAGCAAUUUGUGGCGCAUUACCUCACCAGGAUCGAUAGUCUGCAUACCUCCUUUUCCAUUGGAAUGGAUUUUUUCACCUUUCGACAGAGAUUACUAUACAUACAAUGGUUCUCUCAGUCAACCUCCUUGUAAUGAAAUUGUUACAUGGAUCGUUCAGCAAGAACCAAUCGCCAUAUCCACAUCGCAGGUGGAACAAUUUCGAAAACUAUGUUCAAUAGAUUACCAACCGUUACUUCUUAAUUGUCGACCAGUUCAAUCGCUAAAUGAUCGUGAUGUUUACUUUUAUGAAGAAAGUGUAUCAUAAUUUUUUAACCCACAUUUAUUUUAUGAAAAUAUUCAUCCUUAAGCACAUAUGAAAAUCUUAUUCCUUUAUUUUUGCGUUCAUUUCAGUAAAUAUAUGUGCAAUUAUAUAAAAUAAUAAAUUC